CACCCGUGACACAAACAAAGAGGCACCCUGAUGCUAGUACUUCAAAAUGGUUUUGCUUUGGGUAUUUUGAGGACAUCACUGCAUUGAUGCUCUUUUCUCCUCUGUAACAUAAAUGGACUGACACGAUCUGAGAUGGUGCUGAAAGAUCUUCCCAGGGAGGCCCUCCUGAGGCCCCUGACUCGAAAUGAAGUCCUGGGGAUGCUAGUCAGGCUGACUAUCUUUGGAGCUGCCACUUACUACAGCAUCAAAUGGGUGGUGGAGGCUAUGGAUCCAACUUACAAGCAGAAAAAUCAGGCCAAGAAACGGGCAGAGCAGCUGAUGAAAAGGAUUGGUGUCGAGGGAGUCAGCCUGACAGAGUAUGAAAUGAACAUUGCAUCUCACCUUGUUGAUCCUCAAACUAUGAAGGUGACCUGGAGAGAUAUUGCUGGUCUUGAUGAAAUUGUGCAUGAGCUUCAGGACACAGUGAUCUUGCCCUUUCAGAAAAGACACCUGCUGGCAGGAUCCAAACUUUUCCAACCCCCUAAAGGUGUUUUGUUGUUUGGUCCUCCUGGCUGUGGGAAAACUAUGAUUGCAAAGGCCACAGCUCGAGCAUCUGGAUGUAAGUUUAUAAACCUGCAGGCGUCCACUCUGACUGACAUGUGGUAUGGAGAGUCCCAGAAGCUGACCGCUGCUGUUUUCUCACUGGCUGUCAAAAUCCAACCCUGCAUCAUCUUUAUUGAUGAAAUUGAGUCAUUUUUAAGGAACCGGUCCAGUCUUGACCAUGAGGCCACAGCUAUGAUGAAAGCCCAGUUCAUGAGUCUCUGGGAUGGGCUGGAUACAUCCACAACAACUCAGGUAUGGUUAAUGGGUGCAACAAACAGGCCCCAGGAUGUGGAUCCAGCCAUUCUUCGCAGGAUGCCUACUACUUUUCAUGUGGGACUGCCAAAUGUAAGGCAAAGACAGGAGAUCCUGCGCCUGAUUUUAGCCGGCGAAAAUUUGAGCAAUGCAAUAAACCUCAAAGAAAUCGCAGAUAAAACCGAGGGGUACAGUGGCAGUGACCUCCGGGAGCUGUGCCGGGACGCUGCUAUGUACCGUGUGAGAGACUAUGUCCGAAAGGAGCAGAUGAGGCAGAUCGCACAGCAGCUUCAGGAUGACAAAGAGGAGGAAGAGAAACCUGUGUCUGAAAGGCGUUUGAGGCCAGUAACUCAACUCGAUCUCCUGUUUGGACUGGACAAGAUGAAGGAAUCCAAACGGGCGACAGUCAUCAUGUCACCUGUAGCUGCAGAUGUGCCACUGGACUAAUCACAACACAUCAACCAUGUUUUACACAAAGUUACAGUUUGUCGCCACGCAGACACAAAGCCAGUAAGAGGUCAGAAAUAAAUGCAUGUGUUUGUUCUGAGCGUAAGAGAAUGAGCAGUUCCAAAACAUCACUGUUUUAGGUAUUGAUCACAUAUUUUAAAAACUCUCUCGUUUCAGCUGUUAUUUUUUCAGCAAAUAAUUGUAACAGAACACCAUGUUUUUGAAAUUAUUAGAGCCAAACAAACUUUCUGAACAAAAAUGCUGUGUAUGUUCUUUCAGACUAUCCUGUAUUGUAUCACUAGAAUGUAGUACUGUAUAUCAGGAGCCACUUGUUACAGUAUUGUAUUACCGAGUUGAUUUUAUGCCAGUGUCAAGUAUGUUGUCUAUGUCUAAGUAUGUUUAAUGUAAUCAUUGCUAUUUAUUUAACCCUUUUUUGUUUUAAAAUGGCAGAAAAGUGCCAGAUGCAACCCACAGGGCUAUUUGUGCCAUUUUAUUUUUAUGUCCAUGAGGAGGAGUUGGGAAACUCUUUGAUGGACUGUCAAGCUGUCAGUCUGAAGUUAUAUGACAUGUUUUUCUUUUCUUUGUUCAAAUGAAAGGCUCAUUGUUUGCCCUAUAGCCAAAGAGAACCACCAGCUUUCAAUUCAAUGUUUUACAUAAAGGGACAUCUAAAUAUGACCUCAUGGGGGCGCCGUAGCUGCACUGCUCUGUGUUGGGCAGGCACGCUGCCUCAGAAAUGUGAGCUCCCAUUUGGCUUUACAACAUUAGCACAGGAAAUGAAUUUAAGAGGCUGCAUGUGAGACUGUGCCGGCCUUAUUGGUUUAUUUGGUAAUUUUUCCACAUCUGUGUCUCUUCAUUAGAGCACCUCAGGUGACAGUGAAAGGUCAGGCUGUUGCUAAGAAAACAAAUAAGUGUUAGAGUGCCCCUGUCGCCUCAGACUUCGAUCUUUUCUGAGAAACAGGUGGUUAUGGUUGGGUUUGGAAAUGUGACCUAUAAUUCAACAACCGUAUUAGAUUAAAUAAGAUCGAAUACUGCUGCAUGUGACACAUUCACCUCUGGUCCCAGUUUAUGAAUGUAAGAAUACACAACCCUCCUAAUAAACCCUCUAUGGGUAAAACAUGA
Boleophthalmus pectinirostris (great blue-spotted mudskipper) is the source of this 2400-nucleotide messenger RNA. It is a transcript of the gene atad1a, whose product is annotated as ATPase family AAA domain containing 1a. Bases 133 to 1281 code for a protein of 382 amino acids. Gene Ontology annotation, cellular component: mitochondrial outer membrane. The transcript is spliced from 10 exons. Lineage: Eukaryota; Metazoa; Chordata; Actinopteri; Gobiiformes; Gobiidae. Gene Ontology annotation, molecular function: ATP binding; ATP hydrolysis activity. The record is from RefSeq and is a predicted model, not a curated record.